ACCACUCGCCUAUACGAGAACUAUGAGACAAGAAACCUGCGUCAGGACUGCCGAGGCAGAAACCUGAGCGAGCAAACGCCCGUCGGCGAAGAUGGUGUCAGGGGAAGUGAACAGCAGCACAGAUAGCGCUAGAGAGCCAGCCCAGGCGAGCACCAGAGUCGGCAUGCCCACUCUCACGCGCGACGUCCGCAGCUUCAAGUUGCCACCAACCCCGGCCGAACACAACGAAGGCACAGCCGCAAGCUCCUGUGGUGUGGUCACUGGCUCGCUGUCUCGCACGGGCACAGCCGCAAGCGACGUGCACGGGCCCAAUUUCCUCACAACCUGGGCUGGCCUUGUCGAGUCGGAGGACCCUGUGCCGAACCCAAGUGGUCGAGUUGGUGAGCUCACACCCGCGGACUCGGACGGCACGCGGGAAGACUUCGGGUCCCUCGCUGCUCGCGCAUCUCAAUUCGCCUACAGCAGCGGCGGUGGCUGCACUCCAGGCACGCCGUCCGCAGUGCUAGCGUGCGACUUGCGUGGCCGUGCUGAUUACAGCGCACCCGCGCAACAUGAUGCGGCGCUAGCGAUGCAGCCCAGUGCCCAGGCGGCGCUGCCGCACCCCAUAACAACGGCUCCCGCUCAGCAGGCACCGCUGCCUGCUACAUUGGCACAGCCGGGAGCUAGCGCAGCUAUGGCCAUCCUCCCGCGCCCAAAGCGGCUCAACCGAUUGUACCUGGGCCCGGCAGCAGCGCAGGCGCACCGUGCCACGGCUUGCUCCGAACCGCCCAUCCCGGCCGGUCCCAUGUGGCGCACGCGUGCCGCUGUUAGCAGCGGACGCGCCAGCAUAGACGCCGUUAGCUUCCCGGGAGCGGCAGCGGGCCUCGGCCCACACGCCGCCAUGGCCGUGCAGCGCAUCGCACCUGGGGCACUGCUCCUCGCAGCGAGCGCCAGCGGCAGCGGCGGGUUGCCGGCCGCUCACCACCAUCACCACCACACCACCACACACAGCGGCAGCGAAUCCGUACGCGGCUGCUGUGGCAUCGCCGGCCAGGCGGCGUUCGGCAGCCACGCCGGUGCCGGUGAGUCCGCCACCGAGGGCGUCAGCAGCAGCCACGCCGCCCCUGUCGCUGCUGCCGCCCAUCAGCGUGUGCCAGAACCCAAGUUUGCUGUGGCCGCCUUCACUCCCGCUCAAGCGCCAGGCUGUGGUGGCACCGGCGGCCCGGCGACGCCAUUCAUUAUGAGCAGCGGCGGCCUGGGUUUGGUCGCGCGCAGCCCUAUGGACGGCGGCCCCGGCAGCGGCGGCGGCGGCGGCAAGUCGCCUUGCGGAAGCCGGUCACCGCGUGCCGCAUCCGGCCCGCGCCAGCGCGCGUCACGGCAGGCCAUUGGGUGCGAGGAUGGCUUCAUUGGCGACUCCGUGAUCGGUGACGACGGCUGCAGCGACGCGGGCUGCGGCGAGUUGGAUGGUGCCACGCACAUCGCUAAGCGCGCCGCCUCGCACACCUCCGCCCACGGCUACCACAUAGCCUUUGCGCCCGGCACGGCCGCGGCCUCCGCCGUGUCUGACGCCGCAACCCGCUCUCGCCCCGUCUCCGGCUACGGCUCUGCCAUGACGUCCAAUGCCUUCGACACUGUGGCAGCGCAGGCUCCGGAUGCUGCCGCCGCCGCCGCCGCCGCCGCCGCCCGCGUCGGAUCCAGCCGUGCGGCUCCAGCCGCGCCGUCCACGUGUCGACUGUCCAUGAAGCUGCACAGUGGUCACGUGGAGCAGAUACAGCCGGGGGCAGUGGCGGCGCUGGCGCGGCUGCUGCUGCCCUCGGGCUGGGCACUAACAAACCUGGCUGUGCGCCGCGGCUGCAUCGAACUGGUGUUGGAGUACACGCGCGUGCCGGCGGCCGAUGAGUCGAGCGGCCGUGGCGAUGCAGGGGAUGCAGGGGAUGCAGGGGGUGCGGGUACUGCUGCUGGUGGCAGCGGUACCGCUGGUGAGGCGACAGGUGCAGCAGCAGGUGGUGGAGGCGGCAGCGGCGCGGCGGAGGAGCGCCCAGGCACGCCGCGUGUGGGCACGCAGACGCUGGCGGCGGCCGCACUGGCGGCGGCUCUGGGCGUGCCGUUGCAGCCGCAGACGCAGCCGCAGCCGCAGCAGGAAGGCGACCUGCCGGCGCACCAACUGGAAGCGCUGUUUGCGUGCCUGCAGCAGCAGGGGCUGGUCGACCCGACCCUGGAGCCUGCGGUCACCGUGCAGGUCAACCACCAGCUGCAGUGUGUGCGCUGGCAGCCCGGGCCCGGCGCCGCCACCGCUGCCGGCCCGACCUCCACCGAGGACAGUGACAGCCUGCACCCGCAGUCGCCUUUCGCCCUGGCAGCCACCGAGACCGACCCACAUGGUGCCGCGGCACACCCUGCUGCCGGCGGCGAGUGGCGCUGCGACGACGUGCCGGUCUACUGCGGCGCCCCCUCCAUAGCCCUCGUGGUGGAGCCCUGCUGCAUCGCGCUGCCGUGCACCACGGCUCCUGCUACAGCCGCCUCAGCUUCCGCUGCUGCUGCCGCCACAGGCGGCAGUGGGAAUGGCUCUGAUGCUGUAGCACGGGCCCGCUUCUCCAGUGCACACACUGGCGGCGGGGGCCGCGGCUAUGGGGAGGCUGAAGGCGAGGUCGAAGCCGUGUUACUGUACGUGGGCAUUCCCCGCUCGGGCACGCACUGCUGCACCGUGCGCAGCCAGGGCGGCUUCCUGCCCGCCACGGAGGUGUGUCGCCUCCCGGCGCUUGACUUGCUGCCGGCGGCCAGUACCGGCAGCGGUGCUCGUGCCCGUGGCGCACGGGUGAACCUGCCUCAAAUGCUGACGCUGGCGUCAACCCCUGCGGCGGCCGUAGCGGCGCCGCCGGCGACGGCGCCGCCGCCAGUCCCAACGGUCGCCGCCACUGGGCUGCUGCUACGCCGCCUGGUCGUCGGUGUGGCGGCGACGCCGCAGGCCGCCCGAGUGGACCUGCGGUGCGCGGCGGCGGUGGCGGAGGCGGUGGGGUGCAGCGGGCAGGUGGUGGUGCUGUCGCUGCCGGCGGCGGCGCUGCCGCACAGCGGCGGCAGCGGCACCGGUGCUCUGCUGCAGGUGGAGUGUCGCGUGCCUUCCGAGGAAUGCACUUGGUCCAGUGCGCUUGAGGAGGACUUGGCCGGCAGCGGCAACAGCGGCUCGGCAGCGCCCCAGCCCACCACGUCAGGUGCAAGUGGCGCCGCUCCGGCGGCCGUGGCUGGUGAUGUCGCGCCGGUUGCGGACGGUUCAGGGCCCAGCGGCGGCAACAGCGGGAGCCUGCUGCCGAGGACCUCGGAUCCCUUCUCCGCCGCCGCGCCUGUGCUGCUGCUGCGCGCCGCGUGCUGCGGCGCCGCCGGCCGUGGUGCUGGUGGUCACUGCGCUGGCUGCCAACGCCGUGCCGCGGUCAACGCCGGCGCUCGGGCAACGGUGCCUUGGGCGAGCGCGUGGACUCCCGAUGAGGCGAUGGGCGUGACGCAAGAGAUACUGGAGCUUCGCAGGCGGUUUACGCUUGGUGUGGCUUCAGCACUGUCAUCCUCAAGCAGCAGUGGUGGCGUCGGCUUGGGCGGAGCUGGCCUGAGCCCUGCAGCCGCUGGCGCGGCCACGGUGGAGUUCCUGUCGGACCUGGGGCUGCUACUGGACGCGGCGGCAGCAGCGACGGCGGCGGCUGUUGACGCGGUGGCAGGGCCCGGCGGUGGUGGUGGCAGUGGCGGCUCAGUCACGGCGGUGCAUGAGUAUGAGUUCCCGUCGUUCGCGCAGCAGCUGCGCGGGGUGAUGCUGGAGCAUCUGGGAGGCGCGGCGGGCGCGGCGACGCCAACUGCCCUGCGCGAGCAUCUGGGCGACACCGUCGUGACGCUGCUGGCGGGCUGCGGCGAGCUGCGCCUGCCGCGCAUGACGCGGCUGGUGCUGGCGCUGGCGGCGGCUCUUGACCUGGUCGGCGAGGGCGACGGCGCCGCCGAUGACGGCGGCGUCGCGGAGCUGCUGGCGGCGGCAGCCGACGGCGAUGCUGGGUUGGCGGCGCGGCUGCGCGCGCUGCUGCAGCUGCGGGAGGCGCCGCCGCUGCCCGAGGUGCUGCAGCCGCGGCUGUCGUACGCUUCUCCGGCCGUGUCUUCUUCCUCCAGCUCUGCGCGCAUGCGCAUGUCGGGCGGUAUGCCGCACAGCGGCGGCGCCGUCAGCGCCACCGCGCUGGACCCUGCGGCGGCGGUUGCGGCGCUGGCAGGGCUGCCGCUGCCAGCGCGGCCGUCGUCGCGCGCGGCGCUCCGGUUCGACCAAGACAACUUUUACUCGCACCUCCACGCGCACCUGCAGCCUCUUCUUCAGUCGCAGCCGCAGCCACAGGCAUCAGUACUGCCGCAGCCGCAGGAGUUUCGCGGCUGGGGCGAGCUCGUCGCCCGCACCAGCACGUGUGGCGACUCCGGAACCGCGCCCGUUGGUGAAGCGCCAGCACUGCCCAGUGCGGAUGUGUACGCCCAGAUCAGCAGCCACCAACUGCUGCACCCGCCGCCGUACACCACCGCACUGCAGGCGGCCGAGCUUGUCGCUGCCCAUGGCACUGCGACGCCGGUGACCCCGGCGGUGCCGGAUGCGGGGUACAUACCAGCAUGCGGCUCCGACAGCGGCAACGCGUACGACCCCGCAGCGGUCAGCGGCCAGCCGCCAACCAUCGUUUACCAGCGAUUCCGGGACCCGUUUCUGGCAAGGUCGGCCUACGGCGGCGCCUUCUCGGCCUUCCGUGUGACGACCACGGAUCCGCAGCGUGAGCACGCGCGCGAGCGCGAGCGUGAGCCGCUGGAUAGUGACAGCAACGCCGUCGGCAACGGCGCCGGCGGCGGCGCCAGCGGCUCGGUUGAGGUCCUCAGCGGCGGUGCCGGCGUCAUGGUGGGUGGCGGGCCGCGGCCCGUGCCACAGCGGGUGACUGAGUCGCCAAGAGCGCCAGGCGCCGUUGGCGAGGUAGCGACUGCCACGCUCAUGCCGGCGCCUAGCCUGGUCAGCUGCUCGCUCAGCGCGGCCGCGAGCUUGGAGAUGGGUAAAGAGGGUGCGCAGCAGCAGCAGCAGCAGCAGCAGCAGCAGCAGCAGCAGCAGCAGCAGGGCCGGGAGGCGCAGGAGGCGGAGCAGGAGCAGGGCGCGCCGCAUUGCUGCCGGCUGGUCGCGGCAAUUGCGGCGGUGUGUGCGGGGCGCCGCACGCGCGCCGGGCUGAGCCUUAACGGCGCCGUGCCGUUGUCGGCGAGCGCGGCGCUGCCGUCGAUGCAAUCCACGGGGGCGCCGGAGCAACCCGGCACGCCCAUCCCAGACCCAACUCCACCGCGGCAGCGACAUCCGACCGACGAGCUGGCAGCUGCCGGCAGCUCCGUGCCCUCCUGCGACGUCUCCACCGCCAGCACCUCACGCCUGCUCGCCGCGGCUUCUUGCACGCUGUCGGCUUCAGCCGGCACCCACGCUGCCAGCGCAACCUUCAUCACCGGCACAGUUUCAGCUGUGGCUGCUAGCGAAGGCGCGCCGGCCGAAUUGCCGCCCGCUGCACUUUCCGCCCGCUGGGCCCCACACAUGCUUGCACGCGCGCUGCUGCUGGGCUUCCCCUGUGCCACCACGGAACUCCAGUUCUGGGACCAUGCCACAGCGACGUUCAUUCGGCCCGCAUUCGCCGCCUGCGCCACGCUCCUGGCUCUGACCACACUGCUUGCGGCGUUGCACGCCGUUGCUGGAGGCGGGCUGGCUGGCGUUGUUAUGGCUGUGUGCCAUGGUGGCCAGGCUGCGCUCAUGGCGGCAGCGGUGGCGAGAGGAUCCAGCGCGAAGCAGUUCCAGGUGGCUGUGGUGUUGGCGGCGCUGUUGCGGGCCGUGUGCGGCGUCGCGCGGGUCCGUUGGGUGGCAGCUUCUGGCGCUGCCGCGUUGUCGGUGACGUUGUUGCCGGGGUGGGGCUCGCCUUUGCUGUGGACGCUGGAGUGCCUGGCGCAGCCGGCUGCAGAGCAGCUACCACUGCGGCUACUAUUGCCGCUGAUGCUACUACUGGGCCCGUGGGCAGCAUCGCUGCUGGGAGCGACCGCCUGGCCGCACGCACUCAGGUGUGUCGCGGCCAAGUUCACUGUAUCCGUGGGCGUUCAGAUGCUGCUGCGGGCACGCCAUUUAGCCGCAACAGCGUAUCACCAGAAAGCUGAAUGAUCAACAUAUAUUUGCCAUCGGAUGAUCUUGGCGAGCAGCCAUGCCACUACAUUGCUAGGCUCGGCUGCAUGCGGACCGUGAUCUGACACUAUGAUUCACAGGCCGCCAGAGCCUCACGGCAGGUGGUGUCUAAAUGCUUGGAUUCUGAACUCAUGGUUUGCUAUGUAUGCCGUACUUUAUUCAUUGUGCCACCACCCUGCAUCGUGCCGAAACGCCGCAAGUGGUGUGGGUGCAUGGGCCACAACCCAUGCAUUUGCACUGGGCGUACAUGGUGUUUGGUUUCUGGAACCGUAUAAUCAAGCAAGACAAAUCGCUAGCGCACGUAUUUUUGGAAGUUGUAAAGGUGGCAGGGAAAAUUCGGGCGGAGCGAGAAGUGCCUUCGCACGUCCAUGGACAAUUGACUUUCGCGAACGGCGCUAGCAGGGCGUGGGGCUGAGGGCGUGGGGCUGAGGGUGCACGUGCCGAUUGGCGGCGAGUGACGUGACUAGUUUGUUAGCUGCGGGUUAGCACGGACUGUGCACCCCACCCAACCGGCCACGUCCGGAUUUGCGGGGAUGCCAAAGGCCCCCAACACAGAGGCGUGUGCUUAGUAGGCGCCCGCGUCAAGGUGGCUGGGUUGAUAACGACCCGGGAUCAGCCCUUUUCCUGCCAUAAGGCAGCCACCUCCUUGUUGGAAGAUGCCGCGACUGCAGGAGGUUUCGAAGGCAUGUGCUGGGUGAGCAAGGUUUACCGAGUCUGCAAAAAGCUUGGCUACGACUGGUGUACAGUGGGCCCGCAGGGCACAGACGCACUUUGUGAAUGGCUACUGCGCACGGGGCUGCCGAUUGGUAGUUUGCUGGGCAACUUCGCCAACAUGCUUAUGGGUGAAUGGAAGGUAGAGAGCAUAUGCGCUGACCCUCGGGCUUUCCCUGAAAUACUGCCGGUGGGCCGGGAGUUAAGAUGUGCCGCGAUACGCAGUGGAUGGGCGUCCCGCAGUUGGAUGCUGCAGUUAAGCAAGGCAUUUUACCGUACAUGAAGGAGUAUGUUACGCACAAGCACCUAAUUGCGCUGAUACGGUUCAGGCUAGGAUGUUGGGAUAUCGAGGUUAAUCGCCCCGUGGCGGGGGGCCGGUACCGUCCGCGCAAUGACAGGGUGUGCAGGCUGUGUCGAGGCGGUGUAGAAGAUGACAAGAAAAGGUGGCU
Messenger RNA from Chlamydomonas reinhardtii, 7335 nucleotides. RefSeq lists its product as uncharacterized. The transcript is spliced from 6 exons. Bases 164 to 6154 code for a protein of 1996 amino acids. NCBI's taxonomy places the organism in Eukaryota, Viridiplantae, Chlorophyta, Chlorophyceae, Chlamydomonadales, Chlamydomonadaceae. The record is from RefSeq and is a predicted model, not a curated record.